Molecule: messenger RNA, 1248 nt
Organism: Nannospalax galili (Upper Galilee mountains blind mole rat)
Lineage: Eukaryota; Metazoa; Chordata; Mammalia; Rodentia; Spalacidae
Gene: Slc50a1
Product: solute carrier family 50 member 1
Exons: 6
Coding region: 305-1042 (245 amino acids)
Biological process (GO): carbohydrate transport
Cellular component (GO): membrane
Molecular function (GO): sugar transmembrane transporter activity
Source: RefSeq, a predicted model, not a curated record
CAAGGACCGAGGUCUAGAUGGUCCAGAGGGUGAGCAGAGUGUGAAGGGGAGCCGUAUGGAGGACAAAUGCGCCACCCUACAAAAACCACCCAGCGGAAUCCAGGGGGCAAGUUCAGGACCCAACAAGCUGCCAGCCCGCCAGCAGCAUUUGGGUGCCAAGGCCGGAGUUCCGGCAAGUUCCGGUGCAGCGUUCUAGACAGGGCGGGUUCCGGCGCCGGGUCGCAGGGGCGGGGCCUCGGCGUCGGCGGCACUCAGCGUAGUUAGCCGGAGCUCUUCGCUGCGCUAGGGAUUCCACUCCUGGGGAAUGGAGGCGGGCGCCGUGGCCGACUCUUUCCUUUCCGGAGCCUGCGUACUCUUCACCCUGGGCAUGUUCUCCACUGGCCUCUCGGACCUCAGGCACAUGCAGAAGACCCGGAGCGUGGACAGCAUCCAGUUUCUGCCUUUUCUCACCACGGAUGUCAACAACCUGGCGUGGCUGAGUUAUGGCAUCUUGAAGGGAGAUGGGACCCUCAUCGUCGUCAAUGCUGUGGGUGCUGUGCUUCAGACCCUGUAUAUCCUGACCUAUCUGCACUACAGUCCUCAGAAGCAUGCUGUGCUCCUACAGACUACAGCCCUGCUAGGGUCCCUUCUCCUGGGCUAUGCCUACUUUUGGCUUCUGGUGCCGGACCCUGAAGCCCAGCUUCAGCAGCUGGGCCUCUUCUGCAGUGUCUUUACCAUCAGCAUGUACCUCUCACCACUGGCUGACCUGGAGUAUCUUUGCCACAGGCCAAGAUCAUUCAGAGUAAAUCAACUCAGCGUCUCUCCUUCUCACUCACCAUUGCCACCCUCCUUGCCUCUGCCUCCUGGUCCAGCUACGGGUUUCGACUCAGAGAUCCAUACAUCAUGGUUCCCAACCUUCCAGGAAUCCUCACCAGCUUUAUCCGCCUCUGGCUUUUCUGGAAGUAUCCCCCAGAGCAUGACAGGAACUAUCGGCUUCUGCAAACCUGACCUCAGGCACCUUAAUGCCAACUUGAUACCAAAGAGAGCCCUUUGUUUCAACUGAUUCUAGUGACCAAUUCCAUGGGUGCAAUAGGUGGUGAGCAAAAGAUGACUUUGAGAGUACAGGGAUCGAAGAAAGACCUUUACUUAGAUCAGAUGGGACCUAGAGAUAAAAUCACUUUUUAAAAAAGAUUAUCCUUUUUCAUUUUGGAGGCUGGGAUGGUAUCUUUAGAAUUUUCCUUAAAAUAAACUAUUCCCCACCUCUGCCCA